Messenger RNA from Thermothelomyces thermophilus ATCC 42464, 1233 nucleotides. RefSeq names its product glycoside hydrolase family 16 protein. The record is from RefSeq and is a predicted model, not a curated record. NCBI's taxonomy places the organism in Eukaryota, Fungi, Ascomycota, Sordariomycetes, Sordariales, Chaetomiaceae. Gene Ontology annotation, biological process: carbohydrate metabolic process. The coding region runs from base 1 to 1233 and encodes 410 amino acids. The transcript has a single exon. Gene Ontology annotation, molecular function: hydrolase activity, hydrolyzing O-glycosyl compounds.
AUGGCCAAGGACUCGGUCCGCCAUCUCGCCGCCGUUCUCGCCGCGGCCGCCUUGGUCGCGGUGGCCCGGGGCGGUAAUAGUAAUAAUAACAAUAAUAAUAAUCCCCUGACAACGGACUCGGACUGCCAAUGCUACAAAACCAACGGGACGGCAGCCAGCUACUUCUCACACCACCGGUUCUUCGACUUUGGCUCGCUCCACCGGUACGUCAAUGUCACGAAACCGAUUGACGACUUUCGGGCCAACGCCGAGGCGCCGCCCACGAGCUCCUACUUCCUGCGCCCCGAGUUCGCCGACACGUGGGACAUUCAGAGGUGGGACAACACGGAGCUCAUGGCGCUGAACGACGAGACGAUCAACGACGCGACCAUCAAGAUGGUCAACAGCCCCAACAACAUCUACAUCGAGCACGACGACGACGACGACGACGACGACGACGGGCAGGCGACGCACCUGACGCUGCGGACGGUCCGGCACGCGGCCGGGUUCCAGUCUGCGGCCGAGAUCGAGUCGCUCAGCAAGGGGUUCCGCUACCUCUCGGUGCGGAUGCGGGCGCGCACGAGGGGGGCCCGCGGGGCGGUGACGGCCAUGUUCACGUACCGGGACCCGCCGCCGGGGCAGGGGCAGGGGCCCGACGACGACUACGUGGCGCAGACGCAGGAGGCGGACCUGGAGAUCCUGACGCGGGAGGACGAGCCGCCGACGCGGGUGCAGUACACGAACCAGCCGUCGUGGGACGAGGCCGGCGACAUCCCCGAGGCGACGCGCAACGUGACGCUCCCGCGCGGCCGCCGGUGGACCGACUGGGUCGACUACCGGAUGGACUGGACGCCCGGGAGCAGCACGUGGUACGUCGACGGGCAGCCGGCCGCCCGCAUCACCUUCCAGGCGCCGCGCGACCCGCUGCAGGUCAUCUUCAACGCCUGGAGCGACGGCGGCACCUGGUCCGGGCGCAUGCCCGUCGGCGCCGAGGCUUUCCUGCAGAUCAAGUGGAUCGAGAUUGUCUACAACACCACGGACAAGCACCCCGGCAGCAGCGGUGGCGGCGGCAAGGCCAAGGAGGAGGAGGAUGCGGAGCCGGAGGCGGGAUGCCGCAAGGUGUGCAGCAUCGACGAGACAAGCAGGAUCGGCACGCCGGUGCUGUUGUCGGCGGGCACCAGCGCCGUUGCAGUCUCGGCGUUGCCCUGGCUGUCCGCGUUGUUGACAGUCUGUGCCUGCUUCAUGCUGUGCUGA